GGGUCCAUUUUCUUAACAGCGGUAAUUGAAUCAGAAUCGUCAACUUCCAUACUAAUUUCAGAUCUGCUUGUAGUCUCAUUUCCAAUUAUUUCAGAUUGUUUUUCAAUAGACUUUGUAUUAGUUUUUUCACCUUUAAUUUUAAUUUCUUCAAUGCUGUUGUCUAAGUUUGAACCAUCAAUGUUAAUGAUUUCAACAUCAGUUUGUUUUUCAUUUUCAUUACCAUUUGAUGCAUUAUGGGAUACACCAUCUGAUUGGUUGUUGCAAUCCUUCAACUGUUGUUUAGGACUAGAAUUAGCAGCCAAUGUACAAUUUUUGGAGUUUCCGUUUUCUUUUGUAUCUUCAGUUUUAUUCACUUCCCCAGAAUUAUUUUUAUCAUCCCCUUUGGCUGACUGUCCAUUAUCAUUAAUACUAUUAGAGUCCAAUUUUAAUUCACUAACAUUGCACUCUUGUGGUGAAGUUUCAUCUGAUAAAACAUUUGUUUCAGUUUGUUCUGAUAAAUUUUUAGUGUCAUUUGGAAUGUUUUGGCCGUCACUACCAAUUUCCUUACUAUUUCUUUCUGUUUCUUUACAAUUGCUUUCUGUUUCUUUACAAUCACUUUCUGUUUCUUUACAAUUGUUGACAGUUUCUUUACAAAUGCUUUCUAUUUCUUUACAAUCACUUUCCUUUUCUUUACAAUCCCUCUCUGUUUCUUUACAAUCACUUUCCUUUUCUUUACAAUCACUAACUGUUUCUUUACAAUUACUUUCUGUUUCUUUACAAUUACUAACUGUUUCUUUACAAUUACUUUCUGUUUCUUUACAAUUACUAAUUGUAGCUCUACAGUCAUUAACUGUUUCUUUAGGAGAACAAAUCUCAUCUUUUUUAGAAACCUCAGUGAUGUCAUCAACAUCUUCAAUUUCCACCUCUGCGAUAACAACAUCUGUACUGUCCACAUCUAUUGCAUUAACAUCAUUGUCUAUCACUAUAAGGUCACACUCUGUUUGAGUUUCAUCCAGGGUAAUGUUAUUACAAGCUUGACGCUUCUGCUUAUUUUCUAUUUCAUUAAAUAUCCUGAAAAUAACAUAAUUCAAAACUGAAACAAACAAAACUCAAAUGUAGGGGCAUAACCAAAAUAUCAAUGGCUUUUUCAUUCCCCAAAGAAUUAGACGAUUGGAAAGCAUGUGAACAUAUACAGGAGAGGAGAUCACUGAUUUACCAUCCAUUAAUACAGGGAUCAUAUAGAUGGAGAUCAGAUCCAUACUCAAAGGCUAUCAUAUUAAUCUAUUCUUUUAUUUUUGUCUCUAAUAGUACACUACAAUAACUUUCAGUAUUUCUGUACAAUACCUGUUAACAGCUGACAUAGCAGCCUCCCUGGCUAAUGACUGAAGGUCUGCACCCACAAAUCCAGGUGUAUCACGAGCUAGUUGUUCAUUGUCAACAUCAUCAGCAAGUCUCAGGCCUCGGCACAACACCUCGAGUAUACU
Owenia fusiformis is the source of this 1463-nucleotide messenger RNA. Lineage: Eukaryota; Metazoa; Annelida; Polychaeta; Sabellida; Oweniidae. The record is from the annotation of a GenBank genome assembly.